AUGAGCUGCGAGCAACGCAUGAACCGUCUCUCCGCCUCGUUCAAUUUCGCCAUGACACGUGCAUUGGCCGCCGAGACCAAGGACGACUGGAUCACCCAUCUGAAGGCCAUGUCGAAUGUGUUCACGCAGGUUGGUACCACUGGGACCAUAGAGUUGGAGCGGGUCGGCCAGGAUUCACGAGUCAAAGUGCACAGUUGCCUGGCCGAACUCUCUCCCUGGUGGCCUAGUUUCCCCAGCAGAUUCCAACCUAUUUGCAGGCGUGCACGGCGAUGGUGACCGAAGAGGCGGCGAAGACGGAGGCGCUGAGAGAGCGCGACGACACGCUCGCCGCAAUGACGGAUCUGAAGGCGAAAGCGGACAGCCACGACGACGUGAUCCAUCAGUUGCACUUGCUGCUCGCCGCGCAGAGCCGCAACUCGACCGACCACACUUCCGUCGUCAUUUUCGACAAAAUGGUGCCGUCCACUCUCCCCUUUGGCGAAAAAAAUUUUUGCGUGCCGCGGCUCUCAGUGUCGAUUUACGAGACACGGUUUUUCAACUGAAAUCGAUGUUUUGCCGAGUUUUUGGGAUUAUGCACAGUUUUUCCUCAAAACUUUCGCCUCAGGUCGGUUUAUAUGACCGAUAGCGACAAAAUGAUCACAGAGUGCUCGUGUAAAAGUGAAAAUUCGAAGAGAAAUUUCGUUUUUUUUUUAAUUUGGCUUGAAAAAGCGAACUUUCCGAAGUAUUGAGAGAACAGUUGCUGCUCGCGAUUGUUCAACAGACAAAGGCAGUCAUUUUGCGCACAAAGACGGCCCAUAAAAUGCAAAAACGACUGAGAAAUUGAAAUUCACAGAAAAAUGAAAAAAUGCGCGCUUUUUUGUUGGCAAAACGCUAAUUUAAGGUCACAGCUGUCAUUAACAAUUCGGAAAUUCUCUGUUUUACUUUAUUUUUCCAAUUUUCGGAUGAAAUUUCGGGUUUUCGGAGAAAAAAUCCGCGGAAAUUUCAACGACACUCCGUUUUAACACGUGUGUUCAUUCAGAACUCCCGCCAUAAAAAUUUGAAUUUAUUUUCGAAGGGCGCUACGCACCGAUUCAAAAUUUUCGUUUGCCGCCUUUACGCCGGCGUACGCCCAUUGGCUGCGUGUCGCCCCUGUGCAAACACCGUUCUAGAUAUUUUGCGUACUUGGCACCAGAUACUACGCAAAUUUUAGGCCAGCUGUUUAUUUAUUCAAAUUAGAGAGUGCGAGAUUGAAGAGACGCCGACGAUGUUCGGUAGGGCGCGCUUGCAUGCGCGUAACAGUUCGAACGCUCGUGUUUUAACGCGGCGCUCAAUUUAGCAUUAGCUGUUUGGGGGAGACAGUGGCGCUUUGAUUGAAACGUGAAUUUUUCAGUGCGACGAGGUGCGCCAGAACAUGCAAGACAUCCAGCAUUACCGUUAUCUCGAGGCGCAGCUCAGCGUGGAGAAGCGGCGAAACGAACGGAUGCUGCUGCACAUCAACGAGCUGUCGAAGAAGAAUGUGAUGCAUCUGAUGGCCACACGCUUCUACGCGAGGGUACGGACUAGCAAAAGCUAGGCCAUCAUCAUUCUCCAUGGAUGUUACAGGAGUUGGCGGCGAUGCGACAAUUGAUGGAUCUGGUGCACAACGCGGCCACCAUCGACUCGGCCGUCAAAUCGAAGCUCUGGGACGAGAUUGAGGCCGAGAACCGUCUUCUCCGUCUUAAUACGUUGUGGCUCAUCAACCGGUAAGUUUCUAUCGCUUUUUUUUCCGGACCCCACGGUCUCCAGUGCUGACAAUAUGGGCGUGGCCUCGGCUAAAUGGCGUUUUCAUGAAUUGAGCACGUUUUUUCUGAUUUUUGUGGUCAACGACGAUGAAAAAUGAUUGUUCGACAUGAAAACACACUAAUUCUCAGAAUUAAUGACGUUUUGGCGCAUUUUUCGCCGACUUUGCUUUUUCGCCUUCUCAUUUUGCGCUUUCUUGACCGUUUUCCGACAGAAUUGGUUUUAAGAAUGAUAAAUCACGUAAAUACAAGCAUUUUGAGCGCUCGAACCGCGAAAACUACCGAAAAACAACUGAAAUUCACGCAGUUUUAGCGAAACACCUUCAAACGGAUAAAUGUGAUUUGCGACUUGACCAAAUUUGACGCUCUUGCGCUUAAAAAAUUCGUAAUAGCCUAUACAAUCGGUCUGUCGAGAGACAAAUGAGAAAUUAUUAAUUUUUCGUGGCUAAUCUGGCAAAAAACACAAAUUUUGCUGUUAAAAUUUGAAUUUCGCGCCAAGCUAUCGCUCUAUUGGGCGGGGCGCAUUGUCAGCUCUGAGGAGACCGUGCAUCUCCAAUGUUUUUGUAGCAUCAACUCGGCGGACCAACGCGACGCCGCCUUUGCAAGCGGAGACAUGUGGCACGAGCAGCCGCGCCUCGUGAUUUUGACGCGAGAGCACAUCAACCAGGGGCUCGGGCUCGAGAUUACGGUACGUGAACGUUGUCUGACGAACGACGGUGCCAAUCGGUUUAGGGUGGUUGUGACGAGUUCCGUCCGGUGCUUGUCACCGGAAAAUUGAGCAAAUCGAUGGCCGACGACGAUCAACUGAUGCUCGACGAUCGCAUUCUCGCCAUCGACGGAACCUUUGUGACCAACACGACUUCUCACGCAGAAGUCAUGGAGAUGUUGGAGAAUGAGGUGAGAGAAUAGAGAAUGCGACAAUAUCCAUUGUGAAAUGAGGUCUGGAAAAUGUUUUUUAAAGUCUUCAAGUCUAGUCGUCUACUUUUGUAGUUGAGAAAUUUUCUGUACGACCAUUUCUACGAGUACUGGCACUGAAAAGCGAUGGUUUUGAGCAGUCCCAACUUUCAAGAGCUACAGUACUCCACAGAGUGAUUGUACGAAAAAGUUGUCAACUGCAAAAUGAAAGUACAAGAGAUGAACGUUAUUUUUGUAGUUGACAACAUUUUCGCACAACCACUCCCAAGCCUACUGUAGCUCUUGGAAGUUAGGACUAGAACUAUUUCGAGAUUUCAUCGUUUCAAAACGAGAUAAAGGGGCUUGGGAGGCGGUAUUAAAGCAGAAAAUGUUCGUGACGAGACUUAAGCAAGCGAGAUUUUCCAUAUUUUGCAGUCGUCCAAGGACUUUCUCGCCCUCAUCGUCUCGCAGUUCAACACGGCCAAGUACCAGUUGGCCCACGAGGACCAUCGUCUUCCCGCCAACACUCGCAACGAAUCGGCGACGCUGUGCUCGGCGAGCACCGUCUGGGAUUAA
Messenger RNA from Caenorhabditis sp. 36 PRJEB53466, 3227 nucleotides. NCBI's taxonomy places the organism in Eukaryota, Metazoa, Nematoda, Chromadorea, Rhabditida, Rhabditidae. The record is from the annotation of a GenBank genome assembly.